Messenger RNA from Malurus melanocephalus (red-backed fairy wren), 3725 nucleotides. It is a transcript of the gene MAU2, whose product is annotated as MAU2 sister chromatid cohesion factor. Gene Ontology annotation, biological process: mitotic sister chromatid cohesion; maintenance of mitotic sister chromatid cohesion. Gene Ontology annotation, molecular function: protein binding; double-stranded DNA binding. The record is from RefSeq and is a predicted model, not a curated record. Bases 1 to 1512 code for a protein of 503 amino acids. Gene Ontology annotation, cellular component: SMC loading complex; chromatin. NCBI's taxonomy places the organism in Eukaryota, Metazoa, Chordata, Aves, Passeriformes, Maluridae. The transcript is spliced from 12 exons.
AUGAACGGGGAUGGAUCCCGAGCCCCCGGCGCGGCUCCCCUGAGGGAAACCCGGGGCGAACGGAACCGGGGAGCCCCCGACCGCCCGGGCACAGCCCCAGCCCGGCUCCCGCAGCCCCGCGGCGGCCAGGCGGAGCCGGGGGACGGCAGCGAGCGGGGAGGAGCGGGGAGGAGCGGCGCGGGGGCGCAGCAGGGCCGGGCGGAGGCGGCGGAGCGGGAGCAGCCCCGGCCGGGCCGUACCUGGCGCAUCCCGGUGGUUGUCCAUUUUGGAGCCCCCGUCCCAGCAUGCCCCGCGCCGGGCGCGCCGCACCGGGGCCGCGCCGCCGCAAGGGCCUCUGGGAGAUGUAGUGCACCCGGGGGGCCGCCCCGCCGCUCUCCCCGCUCCUCCCGCCGCACCGAGCCCCGCUCGCGGCACGGACGAGACACCCCCCUCCGGCGGCUCCGUCGCUACGGCCGUUCCCCGGCUCGCCCUGCAGCCCGUGGGCGCCAAAGUUCCAGAGCUCUCUUUCUCCUCAGCAAGGGGAUGCUGCUGCUGAUGGAGAGGAAGCUGCAGGAGGUUCACCCGCUGCUGACGCUGUGCGGGCAGAUCGUGGAGAACUGGCAGGGCAACCCCAUCCAGAAGGAAUCCCUCAGGGUCUUCUUCCUGGUGCUGCAGGUCACACAUUACCUGGAUGCUGGCCAGGUGAAGAGCGUGAAGCCGUGCCUGAAGCAGCUGCAGCAGUGCAUCCAGACCAUCUCCACCCUGCACGACGACGAGAUCCUGCCCAGCAACCCCGCUGACCUGUUCCACUGGCUGCCCAAGGAGCACAUGUGUGUGCUGGUCUACCUGGGCCUCUACUGCAUCUCCGUGAACUGCAUGGACAAUGCUGAGGCGCAGUUCACCACGGCCCUGAGGCUGACCACCCACCAGGAGCUGUGGGCGUUCAUCGUCACCAACCUGGCCAGCGUCUACAUCCGCGAGGGCAACCGGCACCAGGAGCUCUACAGUUUGUUGGARAGGAUAAAUCCCGACCACAACUUCCCUGUGAGCUCCCACUGUCUCCGGGCCGCCGCCUUCUACAUCCGAGGGCUCUUCUCGUUCUUCCAGGGAAGAUACAACGAGGCCAAGCGGUUUCUGCGGGAGACGCUGAAGAUGUCGAACGCCGAGGACCUGAACCGCCUGACCGCCUGCUCGCUGGUGCUGCUGGGCCACAUCUUCUACGUGCUGGGAAACCACAGGGAAAGCAACAACAUGGUGGUGCCGGCCAUGCAGCUGGCCAGCAAGAUCCCGGACAUGUCGGUGCAGCUCUGGUCCUCAGCCCUGCUCCGAGACCUGAACAAGGCCUGUGGGAACGCCAUGGACGCGCACGAGGCCGCUCAGAUGCACCAGAACUUCUCGCAGCAGCUGCUCCAGGACCACAUCGAGGCCUGCAGCCUCCCCGAGCACAACCUGAUCACGUGGACGGACGGACCCCCCCCAGUCCAGUUCCAGGCCCAGAACGGCCCCACCACCAGCCUGGCCAGUCUCCUGUGAAUCCCAGGAAAUCCCAGGAGAUCCCAGGAGAUCCGGCAACAACACCCCGGAGACAAAAACAAAACAAAAAAGCGCCAAAAACUGGGGGAGGGGGGGAAAAAAAUCCAUGGAAAAGCUUCCCUUCUUCCAUGAAAAGGCAGCGAAUUCCCGCUGGUAGUGAGGCCUUGUAGAAGAGGUGGCAGAAAACCCGGGAAUGUUCCAGUGGGAAGAGCCUCUGGAGCUGCUUUUCCAGGUGGGAAUUCCCGGGUUUGUGCUGGGUUUGGGGCUCCCCAUCCCGGGAAUCCAAUCCUUGGGGAUAACGGGACGGAAAAUCACGGAUUGGAGGCUGCCCUGGAAUUCCCUGCGGGGAAGGGAGGAAUUUGGGAUUCCCAGGGGGGCCCUUCCCCACCUCCCCCACAACCACAGCUCUCUCCACGCCUUUGGGAUCGGGGAGAAAGCGGGAAUGUUCCUGCUGAUCCCAAAUUCUCUGACAGCCUGAAGGCACCUGUGCCUUAAGCAUUCCCAAAUCCAGGCCUGAGCCUGGGUUGAAAUCCAGCUCCAGCCUCAUCCSGAGGUUUGGGAUGAAAUUCCAGCCUCGCCCUUGGCACCAACUCCCCUUUUCCCAGGUUUUCCCAGGUUAAAUUCCCCGUUCCAGCCCAGUUUUUUUGGGAUUUUCCAGCCGAGUUCUCCCUGUGGAAAGCUGGGAAUGCAGAAUCCCGGGAAGCAGCUGGAGUUUCCCGGGAUUCCAGCAGUGCCUGCGAGGGAAUAAAGCUCCUCUCCCCUGCUGGAAUCUCCCAGCUGGAAAAAGGGGAGGGAAGAGAAAUCUUGGAGGGUUUGGAAAGAGGAGAACCAAACCCCUCAAACUUCAAGAGAUUUUUGGGAAUCUCUUUAAUGCCAGCUGGAUGGGAAGGAACCAUGAAAUUCCCUCAUUCCAGUCRUUUUUCCUUCCCAAAUCCCAUCCCUGCUCCUAGAGCAGCUCACAGGGAUUUUUUAUUCCACCCAAAUCCGUCAAUUUUUACCUCUGGAAGUCAUUCCAGGGAUGAGGUUUUAGCCCCAUUCCCMAAAAAUGGGAUUUUCCAGGUGCUGUCUCUGGAAUUCCUGCUCCCAGAGCUCCUCCUGGGCGUUGGGAAAUCUCCAAAGGACCUGGAUUUCCCUGGGAUCUUUUGGGGUUGAGGAUUGGGAGUUUUUAUUCAGGAUUGGGAUUUUUUCUUGGUUUCAAGGAAAGCCCUCGGUGCUGCUGGAGCUCAGAAAUUUGGGAGAUCUCGCAGAGGUCCCAAAUCCGGGGAUUUUCCAGCCAAAUCCGUGGACUUUGCUGGGUCCUGCUCUGUGGAUCCAGGGCUGGCACCGCCACGGGAGCUCCCCUGGAUCCCCCUCCUUGGUGAAAUUUGGGAUCCCAGGAGCUCCGAGAUCCCAGGAUUUUGAUCAGGAAUGUUGAUCCCCAUGGAUAAUUUGGGGAGUUGUCCCUUUUUGGGUUGGUUUGAGAGCAGAUUCCGUGUUUUUAUUCCCUCKGGGGAAUUCCCCUCUGAUUUUAGGCCCUGGAAUGCUUUUCCUCGGCGUUUUCCUUGGACUGGGAAAGGUUUAAAUCCCAAACCCCGCUCAGGGACUCCAACCUUUCCCUCUCCAUCCCACUGGAGGCUCCUGGGUCCCUUCCAGCUCCAGAAUAUUCUGGAAUUUCAGGCCGGCCUCACCUCUGGCUUGGAUUUUUAGGGAGAAAUUCCCAGAUUUUGGGCUGGGAAGAGCUUUGGGAUCAUCCAAUCCCAGGGCAGGGACACCUUCCACUAUCCCAGGCUGCUCCAGCCUGGAUUCCAGGGCAGCCGCAUCCUUCCCAUUUCGGGAGAAAUCGGGAAAAAUCCCAAUUCCCGAGAGCUGUGGUUGGGGCUGAGCUUGGGGAGAGCCUUUUCCAGGGAAUUCCAGCAGUUCCUGUGGGACAGGAGCCUUUCCCACCCCCUGGGGAUGGUGUGGGGGAGAGGAAUUCCCAGAAAUUCCCAAAUUUCCACCUCCAGGAAGGGGAAGGGGGGGAAUCUCCCAGCUCAGGAUUCRUGAAUUUGGUGGAACAUCAGGAAAAUCCCCCUGGAAUUUCCCUCUGGGGCUUUGGGCCUUUAUCCCAGCUCCAGAGCCUCUUCCCACUGCCAGAAUUCCCGAAUUCCUGGAGCAGAUCCCGGUGAUUUUCUAUCCCUGCAAUCCCACAAUGUACAGAGCUUUUUACCACUUGUAUAUUAAAUUAUUUAAUAGUU